CGUAGCCAUUCUCACUACUAAAACCUGUCACCUCACGUUGCCAAUCCACACCGUCAAAAUGCCUACCUCUCUCUACGACCUCAUCAUCCCCACCUUCAUCAAAGGCCUGCAAACCUUUGACCACGUCCUCACAAAAGCGGAGCAAUACGCCAAAGAAAAGGGCCUCAACGCCGACGAAGUCUUCCCCCAAGCCAGGCUCGUAGACGACCAACUUCCCUUGGUCUUCCAAGUGCAAACUGCCACCAAGGCUGUUCAGACCACUAUUGGCCGCCUAACAGGCAUAGAGCCCACAUUUUUCGAGGACAAUGAAAAGACCAUUGCCGACCUGCACGCCCGCAUCCAAAAGGCUCUUGAGGCUGUAAAGAGUGUCAAGCCUGAGGAUGUUAACUCACGAGAGGAUGUCAAGGUGGAGCUCCCCCGUCCUGAUAGGACCCUUACUCUCACCGUCAAGGAGGCUACACUCUACCAUGGCCAGACAAACUUCUUCUUCCACAUCGUCACUGGUUACUCUAUCUUACGUUCACUGGGGGUACCCAUUGGAAAGGGCGAUUAUCUUGGAAGCUUCCUUGCGGAGUAUUACUAGUGGAGCAGAUGGACCCUAGAAUAGACAAAUGAGCCAAAUGAGCAAAUGGCUUUCCACAUGAAUUUUUGCGUUUGAUAAUGUUCUAAGUACCUCAGCAGUGGCAAG
This is a messenger RNA of Fusarium verticillioides 7600, 688 nucleotides long. RefSeq lists its product as hypothetical. The coding region runs from base 59 to 583 and encodes 174 amino acids. The transcript has 2 exons. The record is from RefSeq and is a predicted model, not a curated record. Lineage: Eukaryota; Fungi; Ascomycota; Sordariomycetes; Hypocreales; Nectriaceae.